AUGGAUCUUGGGACAAACAUCGUUCUCGAAGGUGAUGAUGCGGUUGUAGGAGCCGUUGGGUGGAGUCUACAAAGUAUGAUUAACCAAGCAAUUUCCCCUCUCAGGGACGAAAUUUCGCGUCUCAAGGAAGAUCUUGCCACUUUCAGAUCCGAAUUCAAUGAAUACAAAGCUUUUGCCUACAGAAGGUACCAGAAGCUUUGUUUGAAAUUUGAGAAAUGUUCUCAGGCCGAGGCAGAGAAGUUAGAGCCUUUGGUAAUUGGAGGAUUCAUACAAUUCGUCACUCGUUUCAUCAAGGAUGAAACUAAGCAGGCCAUCAAACUUCCAAAACGAUCGACGUCAACCUCAAAGAAAUCUGAAGAUAAAAAGGAGGUUAGGGAAGAGAUCAACUCAGCCCUGGAAGUUGAGAAGACUCGAAUCCUAAACGGUUUCCCCCUUUCGACCGAAGAGUCCAAGCCACGAAAAACUGGUCAACCUGAGCCCAAAUUUGCAGGUUACAGCGCCUUGAUGCUUGCUUAUUAUCGUCAGUACCCGGAUCUGUUUAUUAGGAGGAACAUGGAGUUGGCUUUGGCUGUGACGGCCGAUGAGAGAAAUUCGGUAGCCCACAUGUCUAACGAUGACCAGUACUUGUUAUCCCUGUUACUACGCUGUCAGCGAAUCGGGCUGCGAAAUUUCGAAGAGCAGGAUUUCAGAGCGAUUCGUUCCAGUCCUCGAACAUGCAGACUACGGAUCUUUCUUGCUUUCAAGGGCCUGAACGAAGCUUCAAGAUUAUGUGAAGCGGUCCGAAGGGAUGAUAUGGACUUCAACGUCCCCAAGGCCCAAUUACGUGAACUCGAACUUUAUCUGAAUAAAGUAUCUCUUUCGGGGUUGAUCACUUCAGUAAGCUCCGUCGAAGCUGGUCGACGACUCAGUCGAUCCAGAUCUGUUAUAUCCUUUUCAGAGUCGCUUUCACCCAACCGUUUGGUAAGAUCGCACUCUGUGAACUCUUGGUUCCAAAAACCCAGUCCCGAGUUCGAUGCAAAAUUCGAUGGAUUAGAUAAUAUCAGCACCGGUCUCAAAUUGGCACAGUUCGAUUCGAUGGACAUGUCAGAUGAAGAUGUGUUGUCAUGGAAGCUGGAGCGAGACCCCUAUGAUGACGAUUUAGAACUUCUGAUGACUGGCGAAGAAAGUUUUCCCGUUGACCCUUCCUCGACUUUCAAUUUUUCGAUCUCAGAAACCGAUCAACUAAAUCCUUAUGCCUCUAACUUCUUGCCGAAUCCAGCCUUCCAACCUCAAGUGCCAAUGCCCUUAUCCCCACCUCACAGCCCUCCCAAUUUACAAGGUGAAUGCCUUCAAAUCUCCCAAACAGAAUCAUAUACUUUGGUCGGACAACCACUCAGUCCUAGUCAAGACAAUGACCCCGGUCAGGAUGACUUACUCUAA
Messenger RNA from Kwoniella shivajii, 1419 nucleotides. RefSeq lists its product as uncharacterized. Lineage: Eukaryota; Fungi; Basidiomycota; Tremellomycetes; Tremellales; Cryptococcaceae. The record is from RefSeq and is a predicted model, not a curated record. The coding region runs from base 1 to 1419 and encodes 472 amino acids. The transcript is spliced from 3 exons.